This is a messenger RNA of Rhopalosiphum maidis (corn leaf aphid), 1638 nucleotides long. RefSeq names its product mediator of RNA polymerase II transcription subunit 15-like. Bases 122 to 1345 code for a protein of 407 amino acids. Lineage: Eukaryota; Metazoa; Arthropoda; Insecta; Hemiptera; Aphididae. The transcript is spliced from 3 exons. Gene Ontology annotation, molecular function: structural constituent of chitin-based larval cuticle. Gene Ontology annotation, cellular component: chitin-based extracellular matrix. The record is from RefSeq and is a predicted model, not a curated record.
CAUGAACUUGUAACCUAACCUUGGCCAUGAGUUUACAUAAAUAGGCUUGAGCAGAAGAAAGUAAAAACAAUAAUCUUUCUCUCACAGUCCUAAAGUGGUUCUAAAAUAUAAUACAAAAACUAUGGAGAUUCUGAAAUAUACCUUGAUGAGUUUGCUCGUGACGUGUUUGUCAGUAGCAGCAGCUGAUCCAUUAAAACAAAAACCACAGACAUUGAAUUCUUCACCUGCUAAAAAUUCUCAACAGCAAGUAGCUAAUGAAUUAAAGCCAGAUUUUGUACCUAUAUACCUCUAUGCUAGAGAAAAUUCAUUGGACGGUGAUUAUAACUUCAAAUAUGAAACCGGAAAUGGAAUUUUCGCGGAAGAACGUGGAGUUAUGUUGAACAAAGGAACGGAAAACGAAGCAAAUUCGGUGGUCGGCUCGUACAAGUACGUAUCGCCCGAAGGCGUACCGAUAGAGGUGACGUACACCGCGGGAGUAGAAGGGUUCCGAGCGUACGGUGCACAUCUGCCUGUAAGUCCGCCGGCGGCGUCAAACCUGCCCAAAAAUUUGGCAUUCAAGAACGUCGCUCAAACCACCGCCUUUGCCCGGCCGCAGUUCAAGACGCUCAAUUCCGAUUCGUCGAUUGAAGGUAGACAAGUGUUCUUGGAGGAACAGGGUAAAACAGUAUCGGAGAAGCCUCUAGUGCGGUCGGAGCAGCCCCAACUACAGUCGGAGCAGCCACAAGUGCCACCAAGUAUCGAGCAAGUUGGCGCGGGUCAAGCAGUCAGCGACGUGGCAGAACAGUCGCAGAACGUAUUGUUCGUGGGCAGAGAGCCGACCGAAAAGCCGGUGGAGACGAUCGUCGGCGCGUCCGUCGCGACGGCCGACCAACCGCAGGGCCCGCCGGCCGGCACUAUCCAAGACUAUUAUCAACAGUCCCGCGGUCAAUCCGUCCCGGAACUGCAACCCGCCUACCCGAGACUGCAGUCGCGACCAGCACCACAACCGUCCGUUAUGCAGAGGUUCGAACCACCCAGAUCGGUUGCGCCGUCUGUCGUGCCCGUCUUACAGACGGUGCCCCAGGCCGUACAGACUCAGCCAAGAGUGGUGCCGGUGCUGCAAAGACUUGUGCCCGGAGGAUAUCCACAACAGCAGCAGCAGCAGCAGCAGCAGCAGAUGCAACUGAAUCAGUUCAACUCUAGGCCGAUGGUACAGCAACCGCCCUUCAACCAGCAGCAACGUCCCGGACCUGUACGUCAGUUCAGCAUAGAGCCACAACAGAUGUGGUACAUGCCGAAUAACCAGCAAGGACGGUUCUUUCAGAUGCCCCCUAUGCAGCGAACACUUGGACCACCCAAGUACUAGUCGUCAGGAAGUUCACCAACACGUGGUAGAACCUCAUCGCUUAUCUUAAGAUCUUUGUUCCCCAUUUUUUUUCGCACAUCAACUUUUAGCGGACGAUAUAGUACAACAACAUAUAAUUAUACUAUAAUAGGUACCUAUAAUAUAAGUAAAUGUAAUAUUGAUAAGUUGUACAGUAUUGUGUGCGUAUAUGAUUUAGACGACGAAUGUUGUCUCAUUUAUUCGUGUGAAAAUAGAAAUUUAACUUAAAUCAAUAAAUUCGAUCACUUCACGCGUGAUCAAUGGGUACUUGAAUA